AUGAAAUUCCAUGCACUGAUGAGAGAGUUUUGUGUUGGAAAACCCAUCUUAAGCAAAUGGAGAAACCAAUGCAGAAGAACAAAUUACAACACAUAUUUGUGGUUUCUUCUUAUAUUUUCCAUUGUUGUAUUAAUCCUUCUUCAUCACCUGUUCUUUUCAAUGGAUGCUCCAACUUCAUCACACCACCACUCCAAUAAGAAGAUUCAUAGUUUAGUUGGUGAAAGUUCAAGUCAAGAUUCAUGCUUGGGUCGAUAUAUUUAUAUCUAUGAUCUUUCCAAGCGAUUCAAUCAAGAUUUGCUCAUCAACAGUCAGAUUUUUACAAGGCCUACUGAUAAAACCAGUAUGUGUGUAUAUGUACAAAAUUAUGGUUUUGGUCUUCAGAUUCAAAACUCCGACACUUCGGAUAUAUGGAACAACAAUUGGUUUUCGACGAAUCAAUUCAUGUUAGAAGUUAUUUUCCAUAAUAGGAUGAAGAAAUACAAGUGUUUAACUAAUGAUUCAAUCGUUGCUUUUGCUAUUUUCGUCACGUAUUAUGUUGGUUUGGAUCUUUCUCACUAUAUAUGGGGAUUCAAUACUUCUAUGAGAGAUUACUCGGGUUUCAAUUUGAUUAAUUGGCUUAAAAAAAAAACCUAAUGGAAAUCCAUGUCGUGUAAAGAUCAUUUCUUGGUUUUCGGUAGGAUUGCUCGUGAUUUCAGGAGAAAAUCUGACAGGAAAUCUGAAUGGGGAAGCAACUUCAGAUUCUUACCAGACUGUAAGAACAUGUCAAUGUUAACAAUCGAAUCAAGUCCAUGGGAAAAUGACAUAGUUGUUCCACACUCGACUAGCUUCCACCCUUCAAGAGGUGAUCAAAUGAAGCAUCUUGUGGUUAAACCUGACUCUAAGAGAGUGAGUCUCAUUGUUCGUGGGAGACAAGAACGGCAUGGUUAUGAUAAUCGUGGAAGGACACAGGAACAAAAUCCUCGUGGUAAAUCUAAGGCUGUCACUUCCUCUUCCCUGUCAGAUGAUGAUAUUACUCAAAUUUGA
Gossypium raimondii (Peruvian cotton) is the source of this 1023-nucleotide messenger RNA. RefSeq names its product probable xyloglucan galactosyltransferase GT14. The record is from RefSeq and is a predicted model, not a curated record. Gene Ontology annotation, molecular function: glycosyltransferase activity. Lineage: Eukaryota; Viridiplantae; Streptophyta; Magnoliopsida; Malvales; Malvaceae.